Messenger RNA from Venturia canescens, 2415 nucleotides. Its product is annotated as GMP reductase 1-like. Bases 332 to 1384 code for a protein of 350 amino acids. Gene Ontology annotation, cellular component: GMP reductase complex. The record is from RefSeq and is a predicted model, not a curated record. Gene Ontology annotation, molecular function: GMP reductase activity. Gene Ontology annotation, biological process: nucleotide metabolic process. Lineage: Eukaryota; Metazoa; Arthropoda; Insecta; Hymenoptera; Ichneumonidae. The transcript has 6 exons.
UCGUGAGGGGAUAUAAAAGUGAAGCGAAGAGAGGUGCUCAGAUUUUCUUCAACGCUUCAGUAUCGUCGUAACCAUUCGAAGUCACGGUCGCAGGAGUUAUUUUUUUUUUUGACAGAAGCGUUUCACGUAAAGAGACGCACGCACGCCCACGACAGAAACAAACGCGGCGACCGAUAGUCGUCUGCUACGAAACUCAGAGUGAUAUAUAAAAACAAUACAUCGAGACCGCGCAUACACAUAAACCUCUCGUAUCGCAUUACGAGUCACCUGCUAAAUCGCUUUCGAACAAAAAAAAAUAUUGUAAUUGAUUAGAAAAAGUACAGAAUAUAAGAUGCCGAAUAUAAUAAACGACGUUAAAUUGGAUUUCAAGGAUGUUUUAUUGAGGCCAAAGAGGAGCACCUUGAAGAGCAGAUCUGACGUUGACUUGUUUCGAGAAAUAACGUUUCGGAAUUCGAAACGCACGUACAAGGGUAUACCAGUUAUGGCUUCGAAUAUGGAUACCGUUGGAACUUUUGAAAUGGCAAGAGUUUUAUCAAAGCACGGUCUCUUCACAACAGUACAUAAAUAUUACUCGCCGGAAGAAUGGAAAGAAUUUGCAACGAAGAAUUCAGACUGUUUAGAAAACAUGGCUGUCAGCUCGGGCACGAGUCAGGGAGAUUUUGAUCGAUUGUCGAGCGUUAUAGCCGCCGUUCCUGAGUUAUCGUUCAUUUGUCUUGAUGUUGCCAAUGGAUAUUCUCAACAUUUCGUUGAAUUUGUGAGAAAAGUUCGUGCCGAAUAUCCUGGACAUACGAUUAUCGCAGGAAACGUAGUGACUGGAGAAAUGGUAGAAGAAUUGAUUUUGUCGGGCGCGGAUGUGAUAAAAGUAGGGAUUGGACCAGGUUCCGUAUGCACAACGAGAAUGAAGACGGGAGUGGGUUAUCCGCAGCUGAGCGCAGUGAUAGAGUGUGCGGACGCAGCCCACGGCUUGAAGGGUCACAUAAUUUCUGACGGAGGCUGCACUUGUCCCGGUGACUUGGCCAAGGCUUUUGGUGCUGGCGCCGAUUUCGUAAUGGCCGGUGGUAUGUUCGCCGGUCACGAUGAAUGCGGUGGCGACGUCAUAGAAAAAAAUGGUAGAAAAUUGAAAUUGUUCUACGGUAUGGCUUCCAGUACAGCAAUGAAAAAACACGCUGGCGGCGUCGCUGAAUACAGAUCAUCGGAAGGGAAGACCGUCGAAGUACCUUACAGAGGAGCUGUUGAGGCAACGGCGUUGGAUAUUUUGGGUGGUUUGCGUUCAGCUUGUACUUACGUGGGUGCCUCGCGAUUGCGAGAAUUGCCGAGACGAGCGACCUUUAUAAGAUGCACCCAACAAUUGAAUACGAUGUACGGUCCAUCAUCGGACGUUUAAAGACUCCUUCCAGGAUAUUUACAAUUCGCUUUGAAAUUUUCAAAAAAUUUCAGCAUAGAUAAAAUUCAAUUAGAAAAAUUAUGAUUUUUUAAUAGACGUUUUCGCGGGACGCUUUUAUUCUCUCCUCUGGUCCGUCGUGCCGGAUUUUUUGAGAGGAAUUUCGAACGAGCCAACGAAGUCAAAGGCCGUAAAAAAAAUAACAUAAUAUUACAAAUUCCUAUGGGGCUUAUCUAUUUAUUAAAAUUGAGAAUAGAAAAAAAAUUCGCGUUUUCGUAACGUAUUGUCAAUACGUAUUUAACAUUAAUAAUUUAUUUGGGGAAUCUCCAUCCUCGAAAGUGAGGAAUGAACGUUUUUUUCUUUUGUCUUAGAUUGAUGAAAAAACGUAUUUUUUUCCAUUUCUUUUCUGGGACACCCAAAUUUGAGGAAUUUUCUUGUUCUUUGCUCUGCAAUUCUAGAGUCGGCGAUAAAGGUUUUCACUGAAUACUUAUUUAUUAAGGAGCGAACGAAACUCGGAAUAAUCCAUGAAUUGAAAAUGAAAUAAUUAUUUCGACUGUAAGAAACAAAGCAAUGCACAGGCAACCACGCACAGACGCGGUUAUAAUAUUUAGUUUCGAUAUUACAGUGUUUUUUUCUGAACUUUUAAAUUAAAUGAAGCGUCCGCAACGCACGCCGUGAAAUGCUCAAUGAAGUAUUCUAAUUAGAUCGAACGAUUCGAUGAGCAGGACUUUGAAAUAAUCCAUUUUUCUGGUCAAAGCACAAACUACAAUUGGAUUUUCCCUCUUGAAAAGAAUGUCAUAUUUUGAUGUAAUCAAGAAAAAUCCUUUAAAUUCUCCAAAUACCUAGUGUACUUGACGAAGAAUCAACAAUAGGAAAGCUUUCUCCAAACUCCGGUUUUGCAAAAAUGUUUAAUAAAGAAGUUGCCGAAAAAAGGUAGAUGAAAAACCAAUUUAACAUGCAUUCUCGAUAAACCGCAAUGAGUAUUUUGUUAUUGUGUCAUGAAAAAUAAAUAAGGUGAAUUUUACGCCAAAGAA